CCCAAAACCCUCUGAAGCUCACAUGCAACAUCAACCAUGGAGUUGGUACCAGUGAGAAAAAAUUUCAAGAGUGUGUUUGCGGAUGAUGGACCUUCCUUCUACAAGAUUAUCAAAGGUUCAGCAAGUGUGGAGUUGAAGCUGUCAAUUUCUAUCUUCUCCUCCUUUCUUUGCAAUCAUUACUUGCAGGAAAUCCCACCGCACUUUAUGAACCAUCUAGUGAAUGAAGCGGCUGACAAAGCAACUCUGAAGAGCCCUUCUGGUGACCUUUGGACCGUUGUGUUACGUAAGAAGGAAAAUGGCACUUAUCUGCAAGAUGGUUGGUCAGACUUCGUAAGAAAUCACAAAGUAGUUAAAGACGAGUUUUUAAUCUUUAGAUACGAUGGAAAUCUACAUUUCAGCGUGCAAAUUUAUGAUGUGAAUGGAUUGGAGAGAGCCAGCGCAUCUUUUACCCGUAAACAUCAGGGAGCUGACACCUCUAAACAAGGCACAUCGGCGGAGAACGAAAUCGAUUCUCUUCACCUUCAUCAGUUAAAAGACUCAGAACUUAUUAAUCCAGAACCCACUAGAAAAAGGAAACGAGGAGGAUGGAGAAAGAAGGUUGAUCCAAUUAACCUUCAUCAGUCCAAGUCCUUCAACUGUGCUCCCAAAGCUGCCCCCAACAAGAAAAGGAGAUGUGGCAGACCAAGAAAGAACGAAGCAACUGAUGCCCUUGUUCUUCGUAAGUUGGAACGCUGCAAACGUGCUCCCGAAGCUGCCUCCAAUGAGAAAAGGAGGCCUGGUAGACCAAGAAAGAAUGAAGCAAUUGGUGGUACCCUUAAUCUUUGUCAGCCGGAACCCUGGAAACAUGCUCCCAAAGCUGCCUCCAAUGAGAAAAGGAGGCCUGGCAGACCAAGAAAGAACGAAGCAAUUGGUGGUACCCCUAUUCUUUGUCAGCCUGCACCCUGGAAACAUGCUCCCAAAGCUGCCUCCAAUGAGAAAAGGAGUCCUGGCAGACCAAGAAAGAACGAAGCAGUUGAUACCCUUAUUCUUCAUAAGUCUGAGUCCUGCAAACGUGCUUCCAAAGCUGCCUCCGCUGAGACAAGGACAUCUUGCAGAUUAAGAAAGAAUGAAGCAAAUGGUACCCUUACUUUUUGUCAGCCGGAACCCUGGAAAUGUGCUCCCAAAGCUGCCUCCAAUGAGAAAAGGAGGCCUGGCAGACCUAGAAAGAACAAAGCAGUUGAAGUCCUUAAUCUUCAUAAGUCUGAGUCCUGCAAAUGUGCUUCCGAAGCUGCCUCCACUGAGAAAAGGACAUCUGGCAGUUUAAGAAAGAACAAAGCAAAUGAUACCCUUAUUCUUCGUCAGCCGGAACCUUGCAAACAAACUUUCGAAGCUGCAUCAAGCAGAAAAAGAAAAUGUGGCAGACCAACAAAGAAAGAUGAUCCACUUCACCAAUCAAAAUCUUGCAAAUAUGCUCAAGGGGUCAAAAAAUUUAAGAAGAUCAAGCGCACCGAAAGGAAGGUUAAAGAGAAAGAAAUGGACCCAACCAUCAUGGAAUCAGAUAGACAGAGUAAGGUGAAUGAAGAGGACAAAGACAACAAGGAAAGGAAGAAAAAGAGAUGUAAAAUACACAAGGAACACCAUUUGCGGAACAUCAAGCACACCAAAAAGAAGAUUAAAGAGAAAAAAGUGUACCCAACGAUCAAGGAAGCAGAUUCACAGCUUGAAGUAAAUGAAGAGGAAGAAGUUAAUAGCAAAAGGAAGAAAAGAAAGAGUGAAACACAUGAGAAACACCAUUCACGGAAGGUCAAGCACACCAAAAGUAAUAUUAAAGGGCAAGAAAUAGAGCCAACAAGGGAAGCAGAUUCACAGCUCAAGAUGAAUGAAGAGGAGAAAGACAACAGCAAAAGGAAGAAAAGAAAAUGUGAAAAACAGGAGCAGCAGCAUUCACAGACAAUGCGGCCUCCAACUGAAGAAGAAAGAGCUAGAGUUCUGGAAAAAGCUGAUUCAUUUGUCUCCAAAUUUCCUUGUUACAAGCGCUGCCUACAAUAUUAUGAUGUGCAUAAAAUGUUUUUUCUGGUGAGUAUGCUUCAUCCUUUAUAUAUAUAUCCCCAAUCCUUCCUUGCAUUUUAGUUACUGUUCUUAGUCUAAUAAUUUAGGUCUAAUAGGCAUCAAUUUUUUUUCUUGCUUCUUUUUAGUGGAAAUCUGUGUGUUUCAAGCAGAUCAUAGAAUUGGGGGGACCCCAACGAACCUUUCUAUAACUUCCAAGUUGUGCCAAGGAAUUAAAAUCUCACCACCACCUCCAUAGCCUGUCUUGCUUAUGUCAACACGGAACAAUUUUUAAAAAGCGUUUCAAUCUUACUUUCUUAUAUUUGAUCAUAUUACUAAGUAAAUACAUAAUUACCUUCUUCUUUUUUUCCCGAGGACCUGGCUGCCCAAACUGCACAUCAAAUAAGAGCACCUGGCUCUGAUUCUCUUUAUCAUGAAUUGAGCAUCUUAGUCCAACCUUCCUUCCGUACAAGCACAUUUAUCACUAUGCAGUAAGGAAUUUCGCAUUAUAUCCUAUCGGAGUGUAAUUUAUCAAAGUCAAAGCCACUAAAAGGGUUCACUAGACUUAAUUUAUCACUACUUAACGAAGAACAAAAAAAGGAAAAAAGAACACGCCAUAAAAUUGGUGAUCCUAAAUUUGUACUAGUUGUGUGUAUGCAUGUGUCCGUGUGUGGGGUCGUUUGUCUCCUUUUACUGAAUUCCUAGAACUUACUUAUCUGA
Messenger RNA from Camellia sinensis, 2745 nucleotides. NCBI's taxonomy places the organism in Eukaryota, Viridiplantae, Streptophyta, Magnoliopsida, Ericales, Theaceae. The record is from RefSeq and is a predicted model, not a curated record.